AUGAAUUAUCUUUGUGGUAGCGGUGGGAGUGGUGGCGGCGGUGGUGGCAGCAGUGGGAGUGGUGGCGGUGGUGGUGGCAGCAGGGGGAGUGGUGGCAGCGGCCGCAGUGCAAGUCGCGGUGGAGCUGUUCAGUGGGGAGUUUCUGGCGGUGGCCAGAUGCAGCUGCAGCAGCGUCCGCACGAGACCCUUACUCCCCAGUCUCUCCCUCCCCUCCCUGCCUCGCCUGCCCCGCCCUGCCUUCCUUGCGUCGAGGGGCGGCAGCGCGCCGCUCCUCACUCCUCGUUUCCCCCAACAGAGGCUCCACUGCAGACGCUCCAUCUGGACGUGUGGGGCCCAGCCCGCGUUCGUGGACAGGGCGGUGAGCGGUACUUUCUGCUGGUUGUCGACGACUACUCGCGUUACACCACGGUCUUCCCCUUGCGCACCAAGGGUGAGCACUCUGACAGAGGUGGUGAGUUCACCUCCGACCUCUUACGGGCGUUCUGUCAGAGGGAGAGCAUCGAGCAAUCCUUUACGCUUCCGGCCUCACCGCAGCAGAAUGGGGUUGCUGAGCGCCGUAUUGGCUUAGUCAUGGAGGUUGCUCGUACCUCCUUGAUCCAUGCAGCGGCUCCCCAUUUUCUGUGGCCGUUUGCGGUCCGGUACGCCGCGCAUCAGCUCAACCUCUGGCCCCGUGUCUCCUUGCCGGAGACCUCGCCCACACUGCGUUGGACGGGGGAGGUUGGCGAUGCGUCGCGUUUCUGGGUCUGGGGUGCUCGUGCCCUUGUCCGCGAUACGUCUGCGGACAAGCUCUCCUCCCGCACCCUUCCCUGUGUCUUCCUUGGCUUUGUCCCUAACGCGCCUGGCUGGCAGUUUUACCACCCCGCCUCGCGUCGUGUCUUCCCCUCUCAGGACGUCACCUUUGACGAGUCGGUUCCUUUCUACCGUCUCUUCCCCUACCGCACUGCCCCUCUCCCUCCCCCGCCGCUUUUCCUCGCUCCAGGUCCCCCUCUGGUAGACCCCCUCCCCCCUCAGGGUCCUGCUCCUUCAGGUGUCUCUCAGGUAGACCUAACUCCCGUAGCUGAGCCUGUCGAGGUCACUGGUUACUCAGGUGCUGCUGAGGGUGGUACUACUCGGGGUGCUGAGCCUGGGGGUGCUGAGCCUGGGGGUGCUGCGCCUGGGGGUGCUGCGCCUGGGGGUACUGAGCCUGUGAGUGCGGAGCAUGGGGGUGCUGAGCCUGUGCGUGUGGAACCUGGGGGUGCUGAGCCUGCGUGUGCGGAGUCUGGGGGUGCUGAGCCUGAGCAUGCGGAGAUUGGGGGUGCUGUGGUUCGAGGUACUGCGUCUCCUCUCAGGGAGUCUCUCUCGCCGCAGCAGCUACGCGAGUGGUACGCUCAGCGCUGUCGCCUUCGCCGUGGCGCUACUAGAGCUAGAGACGCUGCGACUGGAGGCGCUGGUCCUGGAGGUACUGGAGGAGCAGGAGCCGCUGGUCCUGGAGGUGCUCGUACUGGAGGUACUGGAGCUGCCGGAGCUGGUGGUACUGCUAGUCCUGGAGGUGCUCGUACUGGAGGUACUGGAGCUGCCAGGGCUGGUAGUCCUGGAGGUACUGGAGCUGGUGGUGCUAGAGCUGGUGGUGCUGGAGUUGGAGGUUCUGGAGCUACUGGAGACCCUGGUGCUGGAGGUGCUGUGGUUCGAGAGCUGGAGUCGCUGCGACUGGAGGCGCUGGUGCUGGAGGUACUGGAGGAGCUCAAGCCGCUGGUCCUGGAGGUGCUCGUCCUGGAGGUACUGGAGCUGCCGGAGCCGGUGGUACUGCUGGUGCUGGUGGUGCUGGCACUGCUGGUCCCGGAGGUGCUCGUACAGGGGGUUCUGGCGCUGCCGGGGCUGGUGGUGCUGAGGACCCUGGAGCUGGAGGUACUGGAGCUGCUGACCAUGGAGCUUGUGGUACUGCGGACCCUACAGCAGGAGGUGCUGCUGGAGCUGCUGGCGCUUGAGCUGGGGGUGCUGCUAGUGCGGGAGGUACUGCGGCUGCUGGAGCUGGUGGUGUUGGAGGUGCUGGUCCGAGUGCUGCUGGUCCUGGAGGUGCUCGCACUUCAGGUGCUGGAGCUGUCAGAGCUGGUAGUGCUGCGGACCCUGGAGCUGGUGGUGCUGCGCAGCCGCGCCUGUUCUUCGCUCCGCCGUCGCCGUCGUCCCUGCCACCGCCUGACUCCGCACUUCGCCAGACUCGCUUACUGA
Closterium sp. Yama58-4 is the source of this 2205-nucleotide messenger RNA. NCBI's taxonomy places the organism in Eukaryota, Viridiplantae, Streptophyta, Zygnematophyceae, Desmidiales, Closteriaceae. The record is from the annotation of a GenBank genome assembly.